UUAGCUUUCAUCUGACUCUGAAUUUUACACAAUUUUUAAGCGAAAUAUUUAAUGAUGAGUAUCGACAUCGUGAUGCAGCUGCUCUACGGAACGGCGCUUCUGACUACAAUCAUAGUGGCUCCUUUGGCCACGCUGGACUUGGACGUGGACGAAAAAGACCAACGCACCGCAAAAGCCCGCUAUUUGGAAGUUAUGUUCUACGCGGCCGUUUCACUCGUCCUGACCGCGAUGGCGUUAAUGCACAGCCUGGUGACCUCGCCGCGUUGGCGGAAGCAGAAUUCAGUGAAGAUUUUGCUGGCUAUGCUUCCCUGGAUGCUGGUGUGCUGCAUUCAUUUCCUGAUGAACGUGAUGCUGCAGCUCAAGGCGAUCUUCAACGUGGCGACCGAGACGCGCCAAAGGACCUUGAUCUACGCCCUGGGCUUCUAUUGCGCCAUCUUUGGUUUGGCCCUGGAACAGAUGCUGCACUGGAACGUCGUUUUCCAUUUGAUGACCGACGGGGUAAUAACAAGCAUCUCCAACAGCCAACUGCCGUUAGUGAUAUUCUAAGUUGACGGACCGAUUUUACUAGUUUACAAC
Molecule: messenger RNA, 576 nt
Organism: Drosophila mauritiana
Lineage: Eukaryota; Metazoa; Arthropoda; Insecta; Diptera; Drosophilidae
Exons: 1
Coding region: 52-546 (164 amino acids)
Source: RefSeq, a predicted model, not a curated record